CAAUUGCCUUAACAAACAACAGUAUAAUACCUUCCCCGCCCCCACACCAAAACCUCGCCAUUUUCUCUUCACACGGCAUUUCCAUUGACUUCAACUCAAAACUCUCGAAACUUUACUCCUCUAUGAAUUUUCCUUUCGCUCUCUAGUUUUCAUUCUUACUAGCACACACACACAAAUCAUCAAAAUCUCAAUUGGGUCAUCAUCCUCUUUGACGCUGCACAGCUUAUCACUUUCAUAAAAUCUCUCUGUUGGUGGGGCAUCAUUUUCUUGGACCAAUUUCAAUGGUAACUCUACAAACCCCACAAUCCACACAAACCCGUUACUCUUUCCAUGUUUUCUUGAGCUUCAGAGGUGAAGAUACUCGAAAAAACUUCACUGAUCAUCUCUACACAGCUCUCAUCAACGCGGGAAUACGAACUUUUCGAGACGAUGAUGAAAUCCGCAGAGGAGAAAACAUAGAAUCUGAACUCCAAAAGGGUAUUCGAGAAUCCAAGAUUUCCCUAAUUGUUUUAUCCAAAGACUACGCUUCUUCAAGAUGGUGUCUUGAUGAGCUAGUCAACAUUGUUGAUCGGAGGAAGAAAGAGGGUCAUACUGUUUUGCCUGUGUUUUAUACUGUGAGCCCUGAGGAUGUUGAGAACCAAACUGGGAGUUUUGCUGAAGCUUUUGUGAACCAUGAAAAGAGAGGAAAUGCGGAGACUGGAGAAAAAAGAAAGGUGUGGAUGGAGAAGAUGGAGAAGUGGAGAUUAGCUUUGAAAGAAGUUGCUAAAUUGGAAGGAAUGUGCUUAGCUAAAGAAGUUGACGGGCACGAGGCAAAAUUCAUCCAAAAAAUCAUCAAGGAGAUACUCAAAAGAUUGAAUCGCACAGUACUUAGUGUACCUUCAUACACAGUUGGGUUAGAGUCUCGAGUGAAGGACAUUAACUCAUGGUUACAGGAUGAAUCCAGUGAAGUUGGCAUUGGGGUGAUCUGUGGACUUGGUGGUGUAGGAAAGACUACUGUUGCUAAAGUAGCUUACAACUCUAACUAUGACAGAUUUGAUGGCAGUUGCUUUCUUGCAAAUGUCAGAGAUAUCUCAGAGAAACAUCCAAGUGGUCAGGUUUAUUUGCAAAAACAAAUUUUUGAAAGUAUUUUGAAAGGCAGAAAGGAAAAGAUAUACAAUGCUGAUGAAGGAAUUGUCAAAAUGAAAGAUGCUAUUGGCAACAAAAAGGUUCUUAUUGUAUUUGAUGAUGUGGAUCAGCUGGAUGUCUUAGAUUCACUUAUUGGGACAAGGGAUUGGUUUUAUCCGGGGAGUAAAAUUCUCAUAACAACAAGGUGUGAGAAAUUAUUGAAGGCGCACGAGAGGCACAUGUUAUUCAAGAUUAAGGAACUUGGGGAUGAUGAGUCCCUAAAGCUCUUCUGUUGGUAUGCCUUUGCACAAGACCACCCUCUAGAAGAGUUCAAGGUGCUUUCAACAGAGGCAAUACAGCAUUGCGGUGGGCUUCCGUUAGCCCUUCAUGAUUUGGGCUCUUUUCUUUCAGGGAGAGGUAUGGAAAUAUGGAGAAGUAAAUUACAGAAAUUGGAAGCAAUCCCUCAUAGCAAAGUUCAAAAGAAUCUUGAGAUAAGCUAUAAGUCUCUAGAUGAUCAUGACCAGAGGUUGUUCCUCCUUAUUGCUGCUUUUUUUGUUGGGAAGGACAAAGAUAAUGUUAUCAAGAUUUUGGAGAACUGUGAUUUUCACCCAACAGUUGGAAUUCAGAACCUCAUUGACAGAUCCCUCAUCAGCAUUGAUGACGAAAAUAAGGUGAUGAUGCCUCAACUUAUUCAGGACAUGGGGAAAGAAAUUAUUCGUCGAGAAUCACCGGAUGAUCCUGAGAGAUUGUGUAAAUUGUUGAACCAAUGGGGUCUAUCAAAUUACCUGACAGAGAACAAUGAAACUGAUGCAAAUGGAGGAGACCUCCCAAGUGCACAUCCGUCGGAAGAUGGUCUUGUUCCAGCACUUGGUCCUAAUGUUGCAAAAAGACCAUAUUAUCAAGAUUUUCCAGAAAUAGCUAUUCUGCCAUACCUAGGCAAUUCGUUGAAAAGGCGCUUUGUAGGACUUCUUUCGAUGUUUCCCAUAUCUGGUGGCCUCAAAAGAUUCUUCCCAUCAAAACAAAAAAAAAUGAAUCAGUUUGCUUAUCAUGCAUUUCUGAGUUUGGCAACCAAAAUAGGCAUGUCCUUUGGAGAUCAUCUUCAUUCAACUUUAUCAAAUGCUGGUAUUCGCACGUUCAGGGUUGAUGAACUUGAGAUAGAUGAAAAGGGAUGCAAAGAACUGCAGAAAACAAUUCAAGAAUCAAGAAUUCUCAUUGUUGUCUUCACUAAAGAGUAUACCUCUUCAGAGAGGUGCCUUGAUGAACUUGUGUUUAUACUUGAGAGUAAGAGAACUUUUGGACGUUUCGUUCUGCCUGUGUUUUAUGAUGUGGAUCCCUCAGAAGUCAGGAAACAAAAAGGGAGUUUUGAACAAGAUUUUUUAAUGUAUGAAGAGAGAUUUAAAUCCGGGAGCGAAGGAAGGAGACUGGAAUGGUUGCAGAAGGUGAAGGAAUGGAAGGCUGCUCUAACAGAAGUUGCUGAUUUGGGAGGAAUGGUCUUACAGAAUCAAUCUGAUGGGUGCGAGUCAAAGUUUAUUGAAGAGAUUGUGAAGGUGGUUGCAAGAAAACUAAAUCUCGCAGUUUUAAGUGUUGCUCUCCAUCCAGUUGGAAUAGAUUCUCGAGUUAGAGACAUCAAUCUCUGGUUGCAAGAUGGAUCGACUAGUGUUGAUAUUAUGGCUAUAUAUGGAAUGGGAGGUAUAGGUAAAACUACACUAGCUAAGACUGCUUACAAUCUGAACUUUGAAAAAUUUGAUGGCAGCAGCUUUCUUGCUGAUGUAAAUAAAACUUCAGAAAGACAUGAUGGUCUUGUAAGUCUACAAAGACAACUUCUUUCAAAUGUUCUAGGGAAGAAGGUUGAAAAGAUAUACAACGCCGAUGAAGGAGUCAGCAAGAUUCAAGAAGCCAUCUGUUGCAGAAGAAUUCUUCUUGUUCUCGAUGAUGUGGACAAUAGAGAUCAGUUAAAUGCUGUACUUGGGAUGAGAGGAUGGUUUUAUCCGGGUAGUAAAAUUAUCAUAACAACCAGAAACCAGCACCUAUUUGAUACUAGUGAAGUCUGCAGAAGUAAGAUGUAUAAGGUCACGCCAUUGAAUGCUAAAGAAUCAAUUCGACUCUUCAGUUGGCAUGCUUUUGGAAAAGAACAACCUUCAGAAGAUCACAAGGACCUUUCAGAAAAUGUGAUACUUCAUUGUAAAGGGAUUCCUUUGGCUCUCAAAGUUUUAGGUUCUUCUCUUUGUGACAGAAGUAUAGAGGUGUGGGAAAGUGUAUUGAGGAAAUUAAAGGCAAUCCCUGACAAUAAGAUCCUGGAAAAACUCAGAGUUAGCUAUGAUUUGCUGCCAGAUGAUGAUGUACAGAAUCUAUUCCUCGAUAUUGUCUGUUUCUUUGUUGGAAAGGAUAAAGACUAUGCAGUUACUAUACUUGAUGGAUGCGGCUUUUUCUCAGUAGUAGGACUUGAGAUUCUUUCAGAUAGAUGUCUGAUUGAAAUGGACAAUGAUAAGCUGAAAGUGCAUUCAUUGAUUCAAGAUAUGGGAAAAGAAAUUAUUCGUCUAGAAUCCCCUUGGGAGCCUUGGAAGAGAAGCAGAGUUUGGCGAUGCAGAGAUUCCUUCAAUAUCUUGAAUGAAAAAACUGGAACUGAAAAAAUUGAAUGCUUAGUUCUUGACAAGGAAAUGUCCACAAAAUUGUCCAAAGUAAUCAAAUCUGUCAGAUCAUAUUUCUUCAAUGAAGAUAUUGGUCUGGUUGGUCAUGGCCAUUCAAAGAAACGCCGUAAGCAUUUUGGUGAUGCUGAUACAGAGGGUUCAAACAAUAUAGAAUUUGAAGCUGAUGCAUUUUCAAGAAUGCAGAGGCUGAGGAUUCUCCAGCUUAGUUAUGUAAGAUUCACUGAAUUCUAUAGUUUGUUUCCGAAAAGUCUGAGAUUACUGUGUUGGUCUGGAUUUCAUAUGAAAACCAUUCCUGAAGAUCUCCCUCUAGAGAGUCUGGUUGCCCUUGAAAUGAAAAAAAGUUGUUUGGAAGAAACCUGGGAUGGAACUAAGAUUCUCAGAUCAUUGAAGAUCCUCAACUUUAGUCAUUCCCAUUUCCUAAAAAGAACUCCUGAUUUUUGUGGACUUCCCAAUCUAAAAACUUUGAUAUUGAAAGACUGCAUUAAGUUGGUCAAGAUUCAUGAAUCAAUUGGAGUCCUCGACCGACUGGUCUAUCUGAACUUAAGAGACUGCAACAAUCUAAGGAAGCUACCUGGAAGCUUUUGUAAGCUCAAAUCCUUAGAAAAACUUAUUAUCUCUGGAUGUUCUAGACUAGUUACAUCAGCAAUAGAGCUAGGCAAGCUAGAAUCUUUGAAAACUCUACAGGCUAAUGGCAUGAAUUUUGGUCAGCUAGCGCCAGUUGGUGGUAAUGAGAAAUCAUGGAGGUCCCUCUGGCAAACUUGGUCAUCAAAGCUAAGAAGAUCCCCAGACUCUAACCAGUUUUCCUUCUCUUCUUUAUCAAGUUCGCUCGUCAGCUUAAGUCUUGCUAAAUGCAACUUAACAGACGAUGCUCUAUCGUUUGGCCUCUGUAACCUUCCCUCACUAUGCUUCUUGAAUUUAAGUGAAAAUCUGAUUUAUAACCUGCCUCAGAGUAUAAAGAAUCUUUGUUUGCUCCAAGACCUUUGGUUAGAUGGAUGUCCGAGCCUCCAAUCUCUGCCAGACCUUCCGCCGAGCCUUGUUACGCUGAAGGCAGUUAGAUGUUCGUCACUGGAAACAGUUACAAAUCUACCCAACCUAAUGUCAAUUCUCUUUUUAGAUGUCUUGGAAAGUGAGAAUUUAAGUGAGAUUUCAGGACUUUUCAAGCUAAAGCCCAUUGAUCAUUUUGAAGUGGAAAUAUUGAAUGCUCUAAGACUUCUCAAGCUGGAUAACAGACAAGAUACAGUGGUGGAAAUGUUUAGUAGGUUCACUAGCACAAAAAGGACAUAUUCAGUACAGCAGGGACUCUAUGAAUUUGGCAUCUUCAGUAUUUAUUUUCCAGGAAAUGAGGUUCCAAGCUGGUUCAGCAACAAGAGUGAACAGAGGUUGUUGACCCUGAAUGUCGAUUCACUUCCUAAUAUCAAGAUAACAGGACUGCACAUUUGCGUUGUCUAUGCACGUUCUAGUCCUCGUAAAUUUCGCUAUUUUAGGGACGGGCAUACAUUUUACAUCAAGGUCCAAAACAUUACAAAGGGUCUUAAGUGGAUUUAUGCCCCAUCGUUCAUUGGCAUUCCAGGAGAGAACAACAGGUUGACAUUUUUAUGCCACUGGGAGUUUGGGAAAUAUUUACAAACUGGUGAUCAGAUUAAUGUUUCAUUGCCUUGUUGGAGUAAAACUUUUAAGAUGAAAGAGCUCGGAGCUACACUUGCAUAUGAUAAGCAAGAAUUGGACCAGUUCUCAGCAUCUACUAGUGAAGCAAGAGAGCUUGCAAUACGACAUAAUCCAAUUAGUGAUUAUCAAUCCGAAGAAUGCGUCAUGGAAGUAUUUAUGCCUUCAUAUCAGAUGGCGGCUCAUCAUUACUACCUUUCUCACCCUGAUUACUUUGUGCUCCGCGACAAUUCAGAUUUAGCUGUGAGGUCAAUUUUGAAUGAGAAAUUGUUUGAGGAUUCUUAUGCGGAGACUGCAUGUUCAGGAGCAGAAGAAGAAGCUGACGAUGAUAGCAUCUUUGAUUACGAUGAGGAUGAAGAUGAAGAGGCUGCAAUAGCAGAGUUAGAGGAGUUGCUGCAAAGAUCUUGGUGAAAGAAAUGAAUCAAUAUGCUGAAGCAGUGUAACACAUUGGCUGACCAACUCAAAAAUAAUGAAUUUGUUAUACUUGAGGUGAAAGAUUAUAAUUCAUUAGUUGUGUAUCAGGUAGUGACAAUUCAUUACUAUUUUUCUCACCCAGAAAUAUAAUUUUUCUGCUUAAAGGACGAAAGGGAAGAGGAGCUGCAAACAGAGGUGGAUCUAGGAUUUAAAUAUUAGGGUACUUACUAUUGAACCUAUCAUAUUCUUAAAGUUAUCGGUUCAGACCCACUAUGUAUUGCAAUUUUAAUGAAUUUUUACACUAAAUUUA
Nicotiana attenuata is the source of this 6138-nucleotide messenger RNA. RefSeq names its product TMV resistance protein N-like. The coding region runs from base 282 to 5825 and encodes 1847 amino acids. Gene Ontology annotation, molecular function: ADP binding; protein binding; ATP hydrolysis activity. The transcript is spliced from 9 exons. The record is from RefSeq and is a predicted model, not a curated record. NCBI's taxonomy places the organism in Eukaryota, Viridiplantae, Streptophyta, Magnoliopsida, Solanales, Solanaceae. Gene Ontology annotation, biological process: signal transduction; defense response.